This is a messenger RNA of Argiope bruennichi, 6267 nucleotides long. RefSeq names its product cytochrome P450 3A8-like. The transcript has 16 exons. Gene Ontology annotation, molecular function: oxidoreductase activity, acting on paired donors, with incorporation or reduction of molecular oxygen; heme binding; steroid hydroxylase activity. The record is from RefSeq and is a predicted model, not a curated record. Bases 4443 to 6065 code for a protein of 540 amino acids. NCBI's taxonomy places the organism in Eukaryota, Metazoa, Arthropoda, Arachnida, Araneae, Araneidae.
AUGUGCGUAGGUAAUUCUGGCUAUCAGCAGCUUCGAACAAUGUAAGUGUGUAAAAUAUGCAACAGUAUCACACGUUCUUGGGUAUCAGUAGGAAUUGGCAUAUUUUAGGAAUAUUACUGAAUUUUUCUUCUUUUUAAAAAUGAAAUUCUUUGUGCUAUUGGUUUUUAUUCCAAGUCUUAUUACGGCAACAAACCUAUGUCCAGAUAAUAAAACACCCUGCCCAGAAAACAAGCAAUGCUGUGAAAUUGAUGGCAUAUAUUCAUGCUGUGAUCCUGACGAUGACCAUGAUACACCAGCCACAAGACUUAAAGUAUAUCCUGGAGAUGAAAUCAUGAGUUCAACCACUUUUGGAAAUACAUCGUCACUUACCAACGAUUCUAAAUUGCAUUAUGAUCUGUAUGAAUGUAAUUUUUUUACUUGCUCAGGUACAUGCUGCUCUAGGGCCCCUGACGCUUGCUGUCCCGACAAACUUGCCGCAUGCUGUGGUGGUAAUAAAUGCUGCCCUUCUUUAGGCAAGUGCUGUUCUGGUGGUUGCUGUGGAGCUUUAGAAAAGUGCUGUGGAACUGGCUGCUGUAGCUAUAACGCUGCUUGCUGUGGUACAUGGUGCUGUAAGGCAGGAUACAGAUGCGGCUCAAGACACUUGUCCUGCCGAAGUAAAGGAUUCGCCAUAUAUCCUGGAAUAAUUGUCUUGCUCUCGAUGGCAGCUAGUGUUUUUCUGUUUCAUCGUCUUUAAGAAAAUUCAUUAUAUUAUAAUGAACACCCGAUCAUAAAACAUGUUGGAUUCUCUGAUCAAUGGCAAUUUUUAUUGAAAAAAUGAAUUUAAUACAAAGUAAAUUUAUAUGCAAAUAAAAAAAAACAGUGCAUGAGUGUAUCAGAGUGACAAAGAAAUUUUAUUUACUUUUAUAGACACCAAUUUUGUAUUAACUGAGUUUUUCAAAGAAGAGCUGAGGUUUCAAACAAGAAAUGUAGAGUUGGCAAAAUAGAUAAAGAUGUUGCUUUGAAAAAUUUAAUUGCUGACUUUGAAAUUAAUAAAUUUUUUGAUGCCCCCGAUUACUGACACGAAGUGGAUGAUAAAUAAGAAUUUUUUAAAAGAAAAACUAAGGCAUGUAAAGAUCUCUUAACUCGUUUCAAAACAUCUGAAGAUUUUUAUUUUGAAAUUAGUCAUUGCUGUCUUUGGAAUCAAUUCUUAGCUUAUAUUUCAGAUAUUGUAAAGACGUAAAAGUUAAAUCAGACAUUUUUUUUUUAAUUUUUUUGUACACGUAGUGUACAAAUAGAAAAUAUUGAAUUAUCAAAAAAUUUGACUCCAGAGUUUGACUUAUCUCUACGCUUCAGAGCUCACUGAUUUAAAAAAGACACAUUUUUGCAAUUUUGCCAGUCUGUCUGUAAACACAGUAAUUCAAAAAUACUUUCAGCUAGAUGGAUAAUAUUUGAUAUACGAAUAUCAAAUAUGAUGAUGUCGAUCAAAUUAUCAAUCGUGAUCCAUUCAGAAGAAAUCUAUCGGUCUAAUAGAGUACAAGUGCACUCCAUAAUUACAAAUGUAAAAAAAAACUCGUAAACUAGUAUAACUACAAAAUUCAAAACAUGGUACACAUGUUUAGUAUUUAAAAUAUAGAUUGUGUCGAAUUUUAGACCCAAUUUAUCAACGAACUGACCAUUUGUUGACCUGGGCCUUUCUAAUUAAGCAUAAUAACUCAGCAAGUCAAUCACUUAAAUUUUUAACUUAAAACCUCUAUUUUUAUUCCUGAAAUUUGAAAACAGAUUCAUAUUGAGAUUCCACACAGACAUAUUUAUUUUGCACUCUACUCUAAUAAAUUAAAAACAUCAAGAGAACACAUGAAUGCAUACAUUUAAUACUAGAAUCUUGUUUCUUAUUCAAUUAAAAAUGAAGUGAAACAACGUGGAUCUAAAGAAAGUUCAUUCACUUCAGUUCGUUUUUAAGGAGAUAGCAAUUUUGAGUUACAUUACAGGGAGCUCCUAUUUCGGAAAUUUUAAUUUGUUUUCAGAGAAAUCUUUUGUAUAUAAUUUCAUAUUUGUAAUUAUGUCAAGUUAUCCAACAUUAAAGCCGUGUUAAUUUAAUUGUCAUAUUUAAUUUCUAUUUAUUAUGUACAUGAACUUCUCUAAAUAAGACAAUCCAUUAACAUACCAGUAAUAAAGACAUAAAUAUAUGGUUCAUCUAUCAUCUACAUUUCCCAAUUUCUUAAAUUAAUACUUUUCUUGCAAAUUACUCUUUUUCUUUAACUUUCCAGAAUGUAAGAAAAUCAUGUAGUUAAAUAUUCAAACCAUUUUCGUUGUGAAAACGAAAAUGGUUUGAAUUCCAGGGUAAAAAUGCAAUCUAUUGUUGGAAAUUGGACAAAAAAAUACGUUUAAGAACUUACCAAAAUUCAGCAAAAAUUCUCUUGUUUAUUAAAUUGAUAUCAUUAAAAAAAGACAUAUUUAUGUAUUUUAAAACAGUGUAAAAAUUAUUUCUUUGUAGUGAUAUUUUCGGACGAUAUCGCGGAAAAUGACAAAAUUCAGCUUAAUUAUUAAUUAAUUAAAAUUCUAAAUAAAAUUUCAAAAAAAUUCAGUUCGAGGUACGCAUUUCCACCCUUCAAAAUAUAUACAUAUGAAGUUUGAUAACUUUUGUAGUUCAAGUUGUUUGGCUUGUAGAACCAGACUCAGCAUUUUUCUUUAUUAGUAGUAGAUAUAUACUGCUUGAAAUUUUUUUAAAUUAAUAUUUUUUAUCUUUUUUAAAAAAAUAAAUAAAAUAAAAUAAAAGCUUUUUAAUAAUGCGAAUAGGAGACCUUAUGUUCUUAAAAAAUAAGGGAUAAAAAAAGAAAACCUUAAAUUCUGGGAAAAAGAUUUUUUUAGUUUUAUUUUAUUGGGAAUAAAAUAAGUUAGCUAUGGGGCUGCAAUUAUACAAUAGGAAAUUAAAUAAAAAAUAACGCACUAUGAGAUAUAGCUGUUCUUUAAUCAUAAGAGAAAAAUUCUAAUUCCACACUCUUCCAAAACUAGCCGCUUUUGGUGUCGCUUUGUUAAAUGCAAAAUAAUUGACAAAAUGGAAAUCUUUUAUCUUCUAUUAAUAUUAGAACAAGUCUAGUAUACCGGAAAUGUUGCAACUAUUUUUAAUUUUUCACUCACAAACUUGAAAUGUUGUUUGUAAGAUACUCAAUGCUGUAGUAUUCAGUAUACUAAAUAAAAAAGUUGUGUCAGUAUUUCAUAAUUCCGGCAGAUGGUCUUAAUUACAUACAUAUUAAAAAUUCUGAAGUAAAAAUUAUUUGAAAAGAUCCCUGAUUUUAGGUGUUAACGAUAUCGAGACUAGUUUUUUUUAAGUUAUAUUUUUUCAAUUAUUUUACAGUAUUUCUCAAACAUAAAUUUCACUUAUUAUAUUUUCAGGACAACAGCAGUCAAUCUUAUCCAAUAUAAUUGUGAUAUCUUAUUGUUUUCUCUCGUUCUGUGGGAACACAUUAUCUGAUUUUCAAAGAGAAAAUUAAAUGCAUUCUAAAUUUAUAAAAUUUCUUAAAAAAACCUAUAUAAACGAUAUGAAAUAACUUCAAAUCUGAUAAGUUUUAUAUAAUAAUACACUUAUAUAAACGAAAAUUCAAACUUGAAAAUCAGAUAAGUUUUGGGACAAAUUUAGGGAAAAAAAUUUAAUUUAAGUUGAUUGAAAAAUCUUUAUAGAAAACAAUUUUCAAAAUGUACUUCUUACACAUCCUCAAAAAAAUUUGAAUAUACUAGGUGUAAAUGGGCACUUUAUACAGCUAACUUAAGGGAAUGAAUGCAGGCAUCUUGUACCGCCAAGUUAAAGGAUUGGCUGCAGAAAUCGAUUAAAAUGAUGAUAUUAAUAAAUAAAUUCGUAAAGAUUAUUAAAUCUAGGUGAUUCAUGAAAUAUUAGGUGCCAAAAUCGAUGCAACGCUAUUAUGAAUAAAAAUCAAUUAUCAAAAACAUUCAUUUUCAAAAGUUAAUAGAUUUUUUAUAUUAAAGUGAAAUAAAGCAUUAAUUUAUUGAUUAAUUUACAAGAAAGUUGAAAUGUGAAUUAAACUGACUAGCUUAUUAAAAAAAUAUGCAGCGUCAAUAUGUACACUGCCAAGGCCGUAAAUGCUUGAAUCCGUCACUUUACAGACUUUAAUGACCAACCACCUCGAAUCGCCAUGGAUAAUUUCGUUAGUAUUUGAUUCCUUCCUUCCUUUCGUUACUUUGGGUCCCUUAUUAUUAUUCUGAAAUUGAAGGUUAAGAGUUAUCUCCAUUUAAUGUUUUUUGCUCAUUAUUUUCACAACACAUUCAAAAAGAAAAAAAGAAAAAAUGGAAUAUAAUGCUUUAAGCAUUCUGUCCUUGAGCUUUCCCUUCGCCUCUAUCUUUUUUCCCAUCAGUCACGUGGGCGGACUGAAAUUGUGUCUUCGAUUGGCUAAUACCGCUUACUGAACCCUUCAUCAUUUGCGUGUUGAACAGUUCCAGAGAAGACAAAAAUGUUUGGAAUAGAACUUGUGUUUGGUUCUUUGCCAGUCAAUGUUCUCAUUGGACUCGCUACAAUUGUUUUAUUGUAUUGGUAUUCAGUCCGAAAUCAUGACUAUUGGGCAAAGAAGAAUGUCCCACAUGUGAAACCUUUACCGUUUCUGGGAUCAUUACUGGACAACAUGCGAAAACCUUUUCAAGAUGUCGAAUAUGAGAGAUACAUGAAACUGGGCCGUGUAUAUGGUCAUUAUGAAGGCAACAAUCCAUUGCUGUCCGUUGGAGACCCAGUCCUUCUGAGGGAUAUUCUAGUCAAGGAUUUUGCCUAUUUCAUUAACAGAAGGCAAGUUGAAUUCGGAGACAAAGUAGUGGACAACAUGCUUACCGCCAUACGUGGAGAAGACUGGAAACGAAUUCGAAGUAUCGUCACUCCUACUUUUACCACUGGAAAGAUAAAGAAAAUGCUGCCCAUUUUCAAGGAUUGUACCGAAGCACUGAUAAACAAUUUCAAGACUUCUGCAAAAGAAGGAAAAGAAGUUGAUGUGAAAAGAAUGUACAGUGCUUUCUCCAUGGAUGUUAUUGCAAACUCUGCUUUCUCCACCAAGAUCGACUCACUCAACGAUCCGAACAAUCAAUUCGUCCAGGUUGCCAAGACCGUUUUCGGCGAAGAAGCUACUUUUUUUAAGAAGAUAAUAUUUCUACUUUUCUUUUUAUGUCCUGGAGUGUUGAAAUUUUUCAAAAUUCCAGUCUUCGCUUCGGAAGCUUCGAAAUUUUUUAAGGAUAUUACCCUUAGGAUUAUAGAAGAGCGAAAAAAAACAGGACAGGUGAGAAAUGAUUUUCUACAACUCCUAAUGGAUACGGCUAAAGAAGUUUCGGAAGAUCAAAAACUAGAGACUUCUGAGAAAGAUAAGGAAGAUAUAACAUCAAAUUAUGAAGAAAGCAAUGCAGGACAUCAGAUUUUCAAAGCAGUCACCACAAAAAAGCUUUCGAUAGACGAGUUAGUCGCCCAAAGUGUGAUCUUUUUCAUUGCGGGACAUGAUACGACGGCUUCCACUCUAGCUUUCGCUACUUAUUUCCUCGCCCUCCAUCAAGACAUCCAAGACAGACUUCGAGCAGAAGUGGACUCUGCAAUCGAAGACAAUGACGGACAGCUGACUUACGAAUCUAUACAAAGCAUGAAAUAUCUUGACAAUAUUAUUUCUGAAACUCUGCGAAUUUAUCCUGUAGCUAUAAGAUUAGAGCGUCAUGCUGAAUCCGACUAUAAAUUACGAGACACAGGAAUCACUAUUCCAAAAGGCAUGAUUGUCUCUAUUCCAGUAUUUGCCAUUCACAGAGAUCCCAAGCUUUGGCCUGACCCAGAGCUAUACAAUCCGGACAGAUUUAUGCCAGAAGAAAAGGCCAAGCGAGAUCCUUAUUCUUACAUUCCUUUUGGAGCUGGCCCCCGGAACUGCGUGGGAAUGAGAUUCGCUCUCACGCAGAUCAAAGUAUGUCUCGCUCACAUCAUCGCCACUUUCAAGAUCAGCAGGUGCCCGCAGACAAAGGUCCCUUUGGAAUUUAACAUGGGUCAACAAGGAUUGCUACAACCAAAAGAAAUAGUUGUCCAAUUUGACAUUAGGAUUGACAGUCAUUUGCUGAAAUGAAAGUGGAGUUAUAUGGAACUAAUUAGUUCAAAAGAGAUUCUUAAUACUGACUGUAUGUCAAGAACUACAUUAGUGGGCUUGGAGAGAUUUGGCCUUUCGCAUUUUACAUGUUUUGAUUUGCAUUAAAAAUACAUUUGUUGUUGAUGAUUGUAAUUUCAUAUUUGUAAUUGUGAUUUUUAUAAAUUUAUAAAUAAAGUAUAUG